CACGUUUUAACGCACAGUCUUCGCAUCGUCCAGGAUUGCACUGUCGUCUGUGUGGUUUCUGCAGGUUGUCGCCAUAAUAACCAACACCAAAAUGAAGACUUCUUUGGCCAUUUUUGCUGCUUUAUUUGCCUUUGCAUUCGCAGUAGAUGUACAAGAAGAGGAAGGUGUCUUUGUGCUUACCGAUGCCAACUUAGCCACGUUCGUUGAGGAAAACAACCAUGUGUUGGUGGAGUUUUAUGCCCCUUGGUGUGGCCAUUGCAAAUCAUUGGCUCCAGAGUAUGCAAAGGCAGCACAGGUGCUGAAAGACUCCAAAUCAGACAUCAAGCUGGCCAAGGUAGAUGCAACAGAGAAUACAGAGGUUGCCAAGAAGUAUGAAGUACGUGGUUAUCCAACUCUUAAGUUCUUCAAAAUGGGAAGUGCUAUGGAAUACAGUGGAGGAAGAACCGAAAAAGACAUUGUCAGCUGGCUUUCCAAGAAGACUGGUCCUCCAGCAGCAGCUGUGACAUCUGCACAAGAGGCAGAUGCCCUGGAAGAAGCAAAUGAAGUAGCUGUAGUAGGAUUUUUCAAAAGUCUAGAUUCAGACAAGGCCAAGGCAUUUUUAGCAGUUGCCUCGGAAAUGGAUGACCUCGCAUUUGCCAUUACAACUGAGGAUGCCGUCUUCAAAAAGUAUGACAUUACCGACGACAGUGUUAUCCUACUCAAAAAGUUUGACAACCUGCGUGAUAAUUUUGAGGGAGAAUUCACUGAAGAAGCUCUUAAUGCUUUUGUUGUUAGUAACCGUCUACCACUUGUUAUUGAAUUCACCGAUGAAUCCGCACCUAAAAUCUUUGGUGGUCCAGUGAAAGUUCACAACCUGCUGUUCAUCAGUAAAGAUGACGCUGAGUUCAGUAACGUCCAUGUUGCCUUCAGUGAGGCUGCAAAAGCUUUUAAAGGAGAGAUGCUAUUUGUCCUGAUCAACACACAAGUUGAGAACAAUGCUCGCAUCACUGAAUUCUUUGCAAUUCCUGCUGAUGAAAUGCCAACCAUGAGAAUCAUCGUUCUAGCUGAUGACAUGAAGAAAUACAAACCAGACUCUAAUGAAAUGACAGCCGAGAAGAUAAAGCAAUUUGUUCAAGAUUUUAAGGAUGGUAAACUCAAGGCACAUCUUAAGACAGAAGAAGUUCCUGAAGACUGGGACAAAGAGGCCGUCAAGGUUCUUGUGGGCAAGAACUUCGAUGAAGUCGUGUACGAUAAAAGCAAGGAUGUUUUGGUAGAAUUUUAUGCUCCAUGGUGUGGACAUUGCAAGAAACUAGCUCCAAUAUUUGAUGAUUUGGGAAAGCAUUUUGAAGAUAGAGAGGACCUUGUUAUUGCUAAAAUGGAUUCCACUACUAAUGAGGUGGAGGGAAUAUCAAUCGGAGGGUUUCCCACGUUAAAACUCAUUAGAAAGGAAACAAAUGAGGUUGUUGAUUAUAACGGAGGAAGGACAUUGGAAGAUCUAAUCAAGUUUUUGGAGUCUGGAGGAGUAGAGGGCGCUGGUGUAGAUGAGGAUGAAGAUUUUGAUGAGGAGGAUGAGGAAGAGGAGGAUGGGGAUCAAGUCAAGGAUGAGUUGUAGAUGUCUCCAUGGUUACAUCAUCUUCAGUCACACACUCCCUGGUAUUACAGUCAACUAGCUCCCUCUCUAUUCAGCUCUCAACUGUUAAAAAGCAGAUUCUCCUUUUGUUAAUAGCAUGUAUAUUUAGAAGUUUGGUCUUGGACGUAGAUUUCAAUAGUUUUUAUUUUUUAAAGUAAAGCAGCACAACAAUACCAGGGAUUGAAUGGCCUUAAUUUAUCCACCUUUUAGUUAACCAUCUUGAUACCAAAUUGUUGGCUGAACUCUGUACAUGAUGGAAUGCAUCCUUGCAAACCAUUGCGUAAGAUGUUGAGGCAAUAAGUCUGUGGAUGAACAAUCCUGUUUAGAUUUAUGCCAAUUGGUAAAAGAAAGAAUUGAAGUCUUUGUUGAUGCAAUACCAAGAUGCUUAAAGUAUUGGUAGAUGCUACGAUACUUUGUGUCACUUAGUACAUGGUGGGUGUACUGAUACUUACAACUUCAAUAACAACAACAAUUGUCGCUGGUAUAUAGAAAAUUAAUUUAUUCAAAUUCUCAUUGGUUAAGGGAUUUUUUCAAUAACUUGUGUUUUAACUUUUUCUACAUUAGGAUGGUCCAAACAAAAUGAUGAUUUGCACUCAUUAUUGAUUUUAUAAUCGGUAACAAACUAUUGUCAUUUUGCUAUUGCAUUUUCUGAAGAGGUUUUUUCAAUCCCCCUAUAAGAAUCAAAAAAUUGUCAGUUACAUGUUUGAGAUGGCAUUUGUUCUCUUAAAAAAAUCUGUUUUGGCUUUUCAUAUGACAUAUCUGUCCUGAAAAUUACACUCGUUAAUACUGUUAUCCAAAUCUAACAUUGUGGUUUGAAAUGUGUUUCAAGAAGCGUAAAAGUUACACUGCCAUGGGAAGUAACCAUCUCAUUACAGUAUUUUUUAAUUGAUUUUUAAGUGUCCAACUUUCAUCUGGAUUAUUGAUGUUGGUGCUACUUUUGUUGUAAUUCUUUUCUUACAGAGCAUUUGCAAAGCAAAACCGUGAUGUUUUUAAUUUAUCAACAUGUAGUUUGCUUUAUCUUUUCUCUGUAAUUUUUGUACAAAACAUCAACAACAAUAAAAAACAGGACAUUGUUAUGAAUGUCUUAAAACUUCUAGAGCUGAAUUUCUUGCUGAUAGAAAUUAAGUUAUUUUCUGAGAAUUAGCAUUUCACUGAGAUACAUCUAAAUUAUCUCUAAGCACAUCCAAUUUGAUGUGUUGAUGAACAGUCAUUUGCUGUGUUGAUGAACAGUCAUUUGCUGUGACAUUGCCUUAGCCUGAAUUUUGUUGUUUAUUUUAGAGUUACUUAUGCAACUGUACCUUGAAAAUGGCUUCAUAAUGUGAAGACGUAAUAAAUGAUGCAACCACUUGCUGUACACAAACAAAUGUUAAUGUACAUGGUACAUCUUCAUAAAUACUAUUAGAAACUAAAUAAUCAGUUAAAAGCGUUAUUUUCUUUGUGAAAGGAAAAUUAUGCCAUGUUUUAAAACAUUGUGGAAAGAAACUUGUUUAAAUGUAAGUCUUUAAUAUAGAAUAUCAGUUUCCUGACUUUGCAAACAAAGUAGUGAGAAAACAAAAAUCAGGAUAUAUUUAUGGAUUGGUCAUUUUUGUUUAUUUAAAUAAAUUUGAAUGAUUUUUCUUUUUAUAAAAUAUAAUGUGACAUUAUUGGCUAUUAUCUAGACCAACAGAAACUUGAACAAAUUGAUUAUUUGUGAGAAACAGAAGAUAAAAGAAUGCUUAAUAAAAGCUGUCCAACCAA
Molecule: messenger RNA, 3346 nt
Organism: Asterias rubens (European starfish)
Lineage: Eukaryota; Metazoa; Echinodermata; Asteroidea; Forcipulatida; Asteriidae
Product: protein disulfide-isomerase-like
Exons: 10
Coding region: 92-1591 (499 amino acids)
Biological process (GO): response to endoplasmic reticulum stress; protein folding
Cellular component (GO): endoplasmic reticulum
Molecular function (GO): protein disulfide isomerase activity
Source: RefSeq, a predicted model, not a curated record